GCGUACUCGUGAAAGGGGAGAGAAAGAAAGGGAGCGAGCGCUGCUUUCUUCUGCUUCGCUUUUCAAAUCUCCCUCUCUCUCUCUCUAUCGGGAUUCUGAUACUGGCAUAGUGCUAGGGCUCGGCAGUCCCUUCUCUCUCUCUCGUUCUUCCUUUUGGUUCUUGAAGGAAGAAGGGAAGAGGGAAAGGUUUUCAAGAUGCUGAGGAUGUUCAGGUCCUCAGAUCGUUCCCCUUCGCCAUCGUCGGUCUCUACUCCCACCCCACCGACCCCCCCUUCGGAACCCUCAGCUAGCAUGGCUGCCGGCCCUGCUAGGCCUCUUCGACUGAUAUAUUGCGACCCUCAGGGCAAGUUUGUCAUGGACCCGGAGGCCGUCGCCGCCCUCCAGCUUGUCAAGGGACCCAUCGGCGUCGUCUCCGUCUGUGGCCGUGCUCGUCAAGGAAAAAGCUUCAUUCUUAAUCAGUUGUUGGGGAGGAGUAAUGGAUUUCAAGUUGCUUCAACUCACAAACCAUGCACUAAAGGACUUUGGAUGUGGAGUGCACCUCUUAAGCAAACUGCUAUCGAUGGCACUGAAUACAACCUUGUACUUUUGGAUAGUGAAGGAAUUGAGGCUUAUGACCAAACGGGAACAUAUAGCACAAAAAUAUUCUCAUUGGCUCUUUUGUUAUCUAGCAUGUUCAUCUAUAACCAGUUGGGUGGUAUUGAUGAAGCUGCACUUGAUCGUUUGUCAUUGGUCACUGAAAUGACAAAGCAUAUCCGUGUUAGAGCCUCCACAGGAAAGACCUCCUUUUCAGAGCUAGGGCAAUUCUCUCCUAUUUUUGUUUGGCUCUUGAGGGAUUUUUAUUUGGAUUUGGUAGAAGAUGGUAGAAGAAUAAGCCCUCGCGAUUAUAUGGAACUAUUCCUGAGACCGAUGCAAGGUGGUGGAAGGGAGGUGAUAACCAGAAAUGAGAUUCGGGAUUCAAUUCGUGCACUUUUCCCUGAUCGAGAAUGCUUUACGCUUGUACGACCUUUAAGUGAUGAAAGUGCUCUUCAGAAACUGGAUCAAGUCCAGUUACAUAAGCUACGACCAGAAUUCAGAGCAGGCUUAGAUGCCUUGACCAAGUUUGUGUUUGAGAGAACCAGACCAAAGCAGGUAGGAUCCACAAUUAUGACAGGUCCUGUAUUUAUUGGCAUCACACAGUCAUUUUUAGAUGCCAUAAACAAGGGUGCAGUUCCGGCAAUAGCUUCUUCAUGGCAGAAUGUUGAAGAAGCAGAGUGUAGGAGGGCAUAUGAAUCAGCUGCUGAGGUGUAUAUGGCUAAUUUUGACCGCUCAAGGCCUCCAGACGAGGUUCUCCUUAAGGAAGCACAUGAAAAUGCCAUGAAAAAGUCACUAGCUGCUUUUAGUGAGAACGCUGUUGGUGCAGGAUUAGUCCGUCAAAAAUAUGAGAACCAACUUCAUGGUUUCCUUAGGAAGGCAUUUGAGGACUACAAAAGGACUGCCUUUACUGAAGCAGAUUUAAGAUGUUCAAAUACCAUUCAGAUGAUGGACAAAAAGUUACGUGAAUCCUGCCAUGUCCCUAAUGCUAAACUCAAGCAUGUAUUGGAAGUUCUGGACGGUCUUAUCUCUGAAUAUGAAAGAUCUUCCCAUGGUCCUGGGAAAUGGCAAAAGCUUGUUCGAUUCUUGCAGCAGUGUUUGGAGGGCCCGAUAUUUGAUCUUGUUAUGAAGCAAUUAGACCAAGCUGCAUCAGAGAGAAGUGAUCUUAUGUUAAAAUUUCGUGCAAAUGAAGAUAAAAUGGAACUGCUUAGCAAACAAUUGGACGCAAACGAGCAGCAUCGUGCUGAUUAUCUGAAAAGAUAUGAAGAAGCACUCGGUGACAAAAGAAAAAUUGCAGAAGAUUACCUUAAUCGCAUAAACAAUCUGCAAAGUAAAUAUAGUUCUUUGGAAGAGCGGUACUCCAAUUUAUCAAAAACCUUAGAUGCCAGCUCUUUGGAGUCUGUGGAGUGGAAGCGGAAAUAUGAGCAGAUAUCCUCUAGACAUAAGGCUGAAGAAGAACAAGUUAAUGCUGAAAUAGCAACUCUCAAGUCUAAGGCUCGCACUGCUGAAGCAAGAUUAGCUGCUGCUCGUGAACAGAUGGAAUCUGCUCAAGAAGAGGCUUCUGAAUGGAAAAGGAAAUUUGAUAUAGCUGUCAAAGAAUCCAAAUCUGCACUGGAAAAAGCUGCACAAUUGCAAGAUCGUUCAAAUCACCAAAUUCAACUUAGAGAAAAUUCUCUCAAGGCAGAAUAUGCUGCUGCUCUAGCUAAGAAGGAAGAAGAGAUCAAGGAAAAGGAAACAAAGCUUGAACAGGCUGAGCACCGUGUCAUGAAUUUGAGUUCACAGCUAAAGAUAGUGGAUUCUUCAUUGAAAAGUAAGGAUGCAGAAUCUGCUGCUCUGAAAGUUCAAGUUGAGGAGUUGGGACAGAUGAUUGAUUCUGCCAAGGUUGCUGCUCAGUCAUUUGAAAGAGAGGCAAGGAUGUUGCAGCAAGAAAAAAUUCAUCUGGAGGAAAAAUAUUUGACUGGGUUCAAGAGAUUUGAGGAAGUCGAGGAGAGGUACAAAACUGCUGAGAAAGAGGCUCGAAAAGCUGCUGAGUUGGUCGAAAAUGCCAGAAACGAGGCAGCAUCUGCACAAAAAGAAAAGAAUGAAGUCCACCGCUUGGCCAUGGAAAGGCUGACACAGAUUGAAAGAGCUGAGAGACAAAUUGAAACUCUUGAAAGACAGAAGCUGGACUUGGUGGCGGAGAUUGAACAGCUGCGAGAUUCUGAGAUGGCUGCUAUUUCCAAGGUUUCGUUGCUUGAGACAAGAGUACAUGAGAGGGAGAAGGAAAUCAAGGAACUAGUGGAAUCUGCAAAUGAGCAAAGAGCCACUACAGUCGAAGUGCUUGAAAGCCUUUUAGCUACUGAGAGGGCAGCUCAUGAUGAAGCAGAAUGUCGAGCAAAGGCUCUUUCAUUGCAGCUUCAAGCCACCCAAGGAAAACUAGAUGCUGUUCACCGAGAGUUGACAAUGACAUCGGUAAGACUGAACGAGACUCCUGUAGAUGGCAAACUAAAAUCUAUUUCACAUGCUAAACGGUCACGUGUUGAAGAUUAUGCCGGCAUGGAAUCAGUUCAUGAUAUGGAAAUAGAUGCCGAUAUCAUCAGAACAAAUAAGCGAUCCAAGAGCACAACUAGCCCCAUAAACAAUCAUGCAGAUGAUGGAGGCUCAGUUUUUAAACCCAGUGAGGAUGACAGCCAGCAUGAUACAGAAGAUUAUACUAAGUUCACCGUACAGAAGCUCAAGCAGGAACUCACAAAACAUGGAUUUGGUGCGCAACUGCUGCAGUUGAGGAACCCAAACAAAAGGGACAUACUAUCUUUGUAUGAAAAACAUGUCCUCAAGAGCUAAGUAGACUUGCUGAUCCCAGCCGUGGCAUCUUAUACCAUGACAACCACUAUACUGACUUCUAUUGCUUUAGAAGUAGACUGACAUAGCAUGUUCUUCCUUGUAUUUGGUUCUCAAGGAUAUAGCUUUUGUUUUUGCUUAUUUUUCCACUUUGAUGUAAGUAUUAUCCAUAUUGGCCUGUGUUUCUGGCCAUGAUUAUGAUUUUCUUCUUCUUUUGUUCCUGUUGAGCUGGUUGUAAAAUGGUUGCAGGAUUUGAUGGUAAAAUAUAUGUAGCUUUCUAACUGA
Nymphaea colorata (pocket water lily) is the source of this 3675-nucleotide messenger RNA. RefSeq lists its product as uncharacterized. The transcript has 14 exons. NCBI's taxonomy places the organism in Eukaryota, Viridiplantae, Streptophyta, Magnoliopsida, Nymphaeales, Nymphaeaceae. Gene Ontology annotation, molecular function: GTPase activity; GTP binding. The coding region runs from base 196 to 3393 and encodes 1065 amino acids. The record is from RefSeq and is a predicted model, not a curated record.